GGAGAAGCGUUGGGGGGCGGGGACAAGGUCGGCGACGGCUGGAUAGGUAGCGGUAGGUUAGAGAAGCAGCGGCAUUAGCGUGCUCCGACCCUCUGGGAAAGGACCUGGGCCUUGCAUUUCCCUUAGCCCCUCUGUACGACCCCCAUGAUCUUCGGAAAACAGUGCAGACCCCGUGGGGGGGGGGGGAGGAGAGAAAUAGCUGGCACGUGACCUGCCUUAGCCAAUCUGGGUGUUGCUGACGUGGCCGCGCGGCCCAAAUGAUUUCCCCACCCCACCCGACUGGGAAGGGAGGGGCUGGGGGCUACGCCCCCUCCCCCAACUGCUUCGGUUUCCGGGGUGGGGGGUGACACCCCGGAUUACGUUCUCCCCCCUACCCCGCACCGAGCCUAGGGGAACAUUGGAUCCCCUUUGGAAGGUUCCAGGACCCAGGUAAGAAGGGGCCUUUGGAGGGGGAUGUUGCCAGUCAUUUACGUGCUUAACCAGUGGUGGGGAGUCCGGGAGGGAGAUUCUUGGGGUUCACAGUAAAAUCCUGAGGGUGGGUUUGUCCUUCAAGUAUUUAAUAGCCAGUGAAUGGGAGCGUGAAGAGGAGCGAGCAGGAGAGGGCACCUCUGAUGGGGGAGGGGAAUGGCCAACUUCAGGCCUCCAUACCAAUAGGAGGGCAAAGGGGACUGGGGCGGUGUGCUCCCACCCCUGCCAAUUCCCUUCAUCCGCUGGUGGGUACGGAAGCCCGGAACUAGAUUCUUCACCACAGCGUCCUCACCGUCAAGAACAACCACUCGCCAGUCGACCUACGGCCACACCCUGGCGGGCCGAGGUUGGCUACGCCCACGCGGCUCCCACCCGUCCUGCUGGUCUGACCUGCGGAGGAGCUACGAAUGGCACGACCUGUCCGAGUUUGGCAGUCGCCAGUGGCACCAGGCCUGCACGCCUGGGAAGACUCUUGGAAAGGAAGAUGGGGAGGUGGUGUUGCAAACUGCCAACCUCCCUCUUUCCUUGGAGUCACCGAACCACAGCGCAGCCAAUUGGCUCAGUGAUAAUGGCGGAUUGCCGCUUCCCUUUGGGUCAAUGCGGCACUCUUCUGCCUGGUGACUGACGCUUUGGAAAUGAAGUUUAUGACAUAAUGGCUUCAACCGACCAAUAGAAAAUGCUCCAGCGGAGAGGCGUUCCCUCUGCUGCCACUGGACUUCUAGCGCGUGAGCGAGGGAGCGUACGCGCGCAGGGGGUGGGGGAAAUCUCGAGCACGGUGGCGCGCAUGAGCGGCGAAGCUCCUCCCCUCCUGCCAAUAUAUAAAGGGCUGGCGCGGGGCUCGGCGGCGCCAUUUCGCGCUGGAGUGGAGCAAACUCUAGGACGAGCUGGAGGAUUCUGCCUACCGAUACAGAGCUCGCAAGUCGUCGGGACCGCCAUUACAAUCCACGUCCAUCCUCUUGGAAAUGGCCUUCCUCUCGGCCUGUGACUGGUCCUGGGGGACAGUACAGACCCCAUAGAAGCCCCUGAAGCUCCCCUUUUUCGGGCCCCGCCCAAUCCUCGGAAUCUGUCCACCCCCUCUACUCCGCCCUCAAGAGGAUUUCAAAGAUGGAGGCGGCGGCUCCCUAAACCAUUUUCCCGUGUUCAUCCGCCUCCAUCGAGAUCGAAACGGGACCUCGUUUACCCCGGAUGGUCCCCCCAGGAAGAGGGGAUCCUUGCAGACCAACAUCGGGCGAUAUUGACGACGGUGUCUGGGAUCGGGGUCCUUCCUAGGGUUUGAAGAGUCCGUCUCGUUCGCCCACCUUUGCCGGGGCCGCCGCCAUUUUCUCGCUGUCCGCUUCUUGUGGAGCGCGCCAAGCUGCGGGGAGUUCUCCGUGAAGCAGCGGAGGAGACUGCUUUCGUGCCUGUCCUGUGGGAAAGGGGGGGUUGUCGCCUGGAAGGCAGGGCAGCGGCCCCCCCCAUUACCCGGGUUAUGCUGGACGGGGAGAUAAGGGGAACCGAGGCCACCCGGACUUUACGCGGCUGAGUGUAGCGCCGGUUCCCCGCCGUCAAGAUGCUGCAAAACGUGACUUCCCACAACAAACUCCCUGGGGAGGGGAAUGCAGGGUUACUGGGGCUAGGUCCAGAGGCUGCAGCGCCUGGGAAAAGGAUUCGAAAGCCUUCCUUGUUGUAUGAGGGAUUCGAAAGCCCUACGAUGGCUUCAGUGCCAGCCUUACAACUGACCCCUGCCAACCCACCACCCCCGGAGGUAUCCAAUCCAAAAAAACCAGGACGGGUUACCAACCAGCUGCAAUACCUGCACAAGGUAGUGAUGAAGGCUCUGUGGAAACAUCAGUUUGCAUGGCCCUUCCGGCAGCCUGUGGAUGCCGUCAAACUGGGUCUGCCGGAUUAUCACAAAAUUAUAAAGCAGCCUAUGGACAUGGGUACUAUUAAGAGGAGACUUGAAAAUAACUAUUAUUGGGCUGCUUCAGAGUGCAUGCAGGAUUUUAAUACCAUGUUUACCAACUGUUACAUUUACAACAAACCCACUGAUGAUAUCGUCCUGAUGGCACAAACGCUGGAAAAGAUCUUCCUACAAAAAGUGGCAUCGAUGCCACAAGAAGAACAAGAACUUGUGGUGACCAUCCCUAAGAACAGCCACAAGAAAGGGGCCAAAUUGGCAGCACUCCAAGGCAGUAUCACCAGUGCCCAUCAGGUGCCUGCUGUCUCUUCUGUAUCUCACACAGCCCUGUAUACUCCACCUCCUGAGAUACCUACCACUGUCCUCAACAUUCCCCACCCAUCAGUCAUCUCUUCUCCCCUUCUGAAGUCCUUACAUUCUGCCGGACCCCCGCUCCUUGCUGUCUCUGCAGCUCCUGCAGCCCAGCCCCUUGCCAAGAAAAAGGGGGUAAAGCGGAAAGCAGAUACUACCACCCCUACACCUACAGCCAUCCUGGCUCCUGGUUCCCCAGCUAGCCCCCCUGGGGGUCUUGAGCCUAAGGCAGCACGGCUUCCCCCUAUGCGUAGAGAAAGUGGUCGCCCCAUUAAGCCUCCACGCAAAGACUUGCCUGACUCUCAGCAACAACACCAGAGCUCCAAGAAAGGAAAGUUAUCCGAACAGCUGAAACAUUGCAAUGGCAUAUUGAAGGAGUUACUCUCUAAGAAGCAUGCUGCCUAUGCCUGGCCAUUCUAUAAACCAGUGGAUGCUUCUGCUCUUGGCCUGCAUGAUUACCACGAUAUCAUUAAGCACCCCAUGGACCUCAGCACUGUCAAGCGGAAGAUGGAGAAUCGUGAUUACCGGGAUGCCCAGGAGUUUGCUGCUGAUGUGCGGCUUAUGUUCUCCAACUGCUACAAAUACAAUCCCCCAGACCACGAUGUUGUAGCCAUGGCACGAAAGCUACAGGAUGUAUUUGAGUUCCGUUAUGCCAAGAUGCCAGAUGAACCACUGGAACCAGGGCCGCUACCAGUCUCUACUGCCUUGCCUGCUGGCUUAGCCAAAUCAUCUUCAGAGUCCUCUAGUGAGGAAAGUAGCAGUGAGAGCUCUUCAGAGGAAGAGGAAGAUGAAGAAGAUGAAGAGGAGGAGAGUGAAAGCUCUGACUCUGAGGAAGAAAGGGCUCAUCGCUUGGCUGAACUACAGGAACAGCUUCGGGCUGUACAUGAGCAACUGGCUGCCCUGUCCCAAGGCCCAAUAUCCAAGCCCAAGCGGAAGAGAGAAAAAAAAGAAAAAAAGAAAAAACGGAAGGCUGAGAAGCAUCGAGGCCGAGCUGGGGUAGAUGAAGAUGACAAGGGCCCUAGGGCACCCCGCCUCCCUCAGCCCAAGAAGUCCAAGAAAGCAAGUGGCAGCGGAGGUGUCAGUGGUGCUGCAUUAGGUCCCCCUGGCUUUGGACCUUCUGGAGGAAGUGGCACCAAAUUGCCUAAAAAGACUACAAAGAUGGCCCCACCUACCCUGCCUACAGGCUAUGAUUCAGAGGAGGAGGAAGAAAGUAGGCCAAUGAGUUACGAUGAGAAGCGGCAGUUGAGCCUGGACAUCAACAAAUUACCUGGGGAAAAGCUAGGUCGAGUUGUGCACAUAAUCCAAGCCAGAGAGCCCUCUUUACGUGACUCAAACCCAGAAGAGAUUGAGAUUGAUUUUGAAACUCUGAAGCCAUCCACGCUUAGAGAGCUGGAGCGCUACGUCCUUUCCUGUCUUCGAAAGAAACCUCGGAAGCCCUACACCAUUAAAAAACCUGUGGGAAAGACAAAGGAGGAACUCGCUUUGGAGAAGAAGCGUGAACUAGAAAAGCGGUUACAAGAUGUUAGCGGGCAGCUCAAUUCCACCAAAAAGCCCCCCAAGAAAGCGAGUGAAAAAACAGAGUCCUUAUCUGCUCAACAAGUUGCAGUAUCACGACUCAGCGCUUCCAGCUCCAGUUCAGACUCCAGCUCCUCCUCUUCAUCUUCCUCCUCUUCAGACACCAGUGAUUCAGACUCAGGCUAAGGGGCCAGGCCAGAUGGGGCAGGAGGCUCCGCAGGACCGGACCCUCAGACCACCCUGCCCCACCCCUUCUCCCUUUGCUGUGCCGCUUCCUCAUCUCACCCCCCUUCCCCGCUGUAGGAGGUUUCCUCAUCUCACCCCUCCCCCCACUGUAGGAGAGCUGGCUCUGCAGGGGGGAGGGAUGUAGGGACAUUUACAGAAGGAGGGACACAAUGGACAAAAUAAGGUUCAGUUCCCAGCCCCAUAGAGAGACAUCUCUUGGGCAUAAAACCCCAUUCAAAAUGUAUGGGAUAGGGCGAGUGGAUGGUAUGAGUGGGCAGAGACCCUGAUGGGGGGUAACCUGAGGCCAUUGCUGCCCUGUUCAUUUGUAAAGGCCCAGUUUUGAGGUUGGUUGAUACUAAUUUAUUUUAAGCUAGGUAAGGCUGAGGGUUGUGGAGACAUCAUUCUCGGCCUCCAUGGAGAAGGAAGAAAGUGGAGCUCAUUUUUUACGUUGACAUUUUUCUACUCUGUUUUUCCUUUUUCUCAAUUUGGGGCCCCUGGGGGUUUCUGUCGUCUCCCCAUUUGGUCCCCUGGAUUGUCUGUUGAUUCUAACUUGUAAAUAAAGAAAGUAUUAUU
Messenger RNA from Phyllostomus discolor (pale spear-nosed bat), 5029 nucleotides. RefSeq names its product bromodomain containing 2 (gene BRD2). The coding region runs from base 2018 to 4417 and encodes 799 amino acids. Gene Ontology annotation, cellular component: chromatin; nucleus. The record is from RefSeq and is a predicted model, not a curated record. Lineage: Eukaryota; Metazoa; Chordata; Mammalia; Chiroptera; Phyllostomidae. Gene Ontology annotation, biological process: chromatin remodeling; regulation of DNA-templated transcription. The transcript has 13 exons.